Messenger RNA from Talaromyces amestolkiae, 2652 nucleotides. RefSeq lists its product as uncharacterized. Gene Ontology annotation, molecular function: oxidoreductase activity, acting on paired donors, with incorporation or reduction of molecular oxygen; channel activity; heme binding. The record is from RefSeq and is a predicted model, not a curated record. The transcript is spliced from 10 exons. Gene Ontology annotation, biological process: transmembrane transport. Gene Ontology annotation, cellular component: membrane. NCBI's taxonomy places the organism in Eukaryota, Fungi, Ascomycota, Eurotiomycetes, Eurotiales, Trichocomaceae. Bases 1 to 2652 code for a protein of 883 amino acids.
AUGUCUCACUCCAGUGACCUUAGUCGCCUGCAGACUCACGACAUCGAGAUUGGAGUCACUGAUGCCCUCCAGCGCCAUGCCAGCCGCCAUGUUGCUCAACACAAACCCGUCUCGCAACGUGUGCUAGACUAUGAGCGUCGACGACCAAGAUGGUUGCGUGAAUGUAUUGGCGAGGCGACAGGUGUAUUCAUUUACGUCUUCCCCGGCCUAGCCUCUGUUGCUGCCUUCAUCGUCAACGGCGCCUCGACUGAGCCUCCCGUAACCGCGUUUAGCAGUUUCUUCCAGAUCGGUCUUGCUUUUGCUCUCGGUAUCAUGUUCGCUAUCAUCAUUGCUGGGCCAACGUCUGGUGGCCAUUUCAAUCCGGCUGUGACUAUUGCUUUGGCUGUUUGGCAAGGAUUUCCGUUGAAGAAAGUCCCUCACUACAUCCUCUCGCAAAUCUUUGGUGCUUUCAUGGCCUCUCUUUUGGUCAUGGGAAUGUAUCGACAGGAAAUCGUAAAAUAUGAAGAAGCAUUAAAAGCACUGGGCGCGCCAUUGGUGUCUGCCACGGGUCCUGCCGGAAUUUUCUGUGCUUUCCCAGCGGAGGGACAGAGUUUGGGUUAUCUAUUCUUGAUCGAAUUCUUCGUCGAUUCUUUCAUUGGUCUUGUAAUCUGGUCUUGCAUCGACCCAGCCAACCCCUUCGUAACACCCUCCACCGUCCCCAUCGUCAUCGGCGUAGGCUACGGUGUCAUGGUCUGGGGCUUUGCUGACCUAACCAUUUCCACCAACAUGGCUCGUGACCUUGGCGCCCGAUUCGUAGCAGCCAUCUUCUAUGGCGGUGAGGCCUUCUCCUACAAGUCGUACUGCUGGAUCAGUAUCUUGGUCAACAUCCCAGCGACGCUUUUCGCCACGGGAUUCUAUGAGCUUUUCUUGCGUGAUUCGAUUCAAUUGCUUCACAAAGGGGGUGUGAAGCACGCUGAAGGCGAAGAGGGUUUGAGACGGUAUUUGAGUGAGGUUGGUAUGUUGAAAGAUGAGAAUGAGGUUACUGCUAUGCACAUGGCAAGGACGGAGGCAAUCGAGUUGUAUUCAUUCAUCAUCAAGAAGCGUAUACAGGAACACAAUAUGGCACACGAAGCCGUGGCAAUCGGCGUCCUCUCUAUCCUUAUCAUUCUCUACCGCUACCUCAAUCAAACCGAUACACCGAAAAUCAAAGGCUUACCCGAGAUCCCCGGUGUACCCAUUUUUGGCAACCUGAUUCAACUAGGCGAGAAUCAUGCAAAAGUAGCCGCAGAAUGGGCGAAGCAAUAUGGUCCUGUAUUCCAAGUGCGAAUGGGUAAUAAGAGAAUCGUCUUCGCAAACAGCUUUGAAUCCGUUAAACAACUAUGGCUCAAAGAACAAUCAGCCCUCAUCUCCCGUCCAACUUUCCACACCUUCCACAGCGUCGUCUCCAGCAGCCAGGGAUUCACAAUCGGCACUUCACCAUGGGACGAAUCAUGCAAACGACGCCGCAAAGCCGCUGCCACGGCACUCAACAAACCCGCCGUGCAGAGUUACAUGCCUAUUAUUGAUCUGGAAGCGACCACCAGCAUCCAGGAAAUGUACCGCGAUAGUCAAAAGGGGCAAAUAGAUAUCAACCCCAUAUCAUAUUUCCAGCGAUAUGCGCUCAACACCAGCUUGACGCUCAACUAUGGUAUUCGCAUUGAGGGAAACGUGGACGAUAGUCUCUUACAAGAAAUCGUUGCCGUUGAGCGUGGUGUCUCAAAUUUCCGCAGUACGAGUAAUAAUUGGCAGGAUUACGUGCCGUUGUUGCGCUUGUUGCCCAAGAAAAAUUCUGAGGCUGAAGAGUUCAGGGUUAGACGGGACAAGUAUUUGACGCAUUUACUGAAUCUGUUGAAGGAGAGUAUUGCCAAUGGGACGGAUAAGCCUUGUAUCACGGGAAAUAUUUUGAAGGAUCCGGAGGCGCAACUUAACGAAGCCGAAAUCAAAUCUCUCUGUCUUACGAUGGUCUCCGCUGGUCUCGACACAGUACCCGGAAACCUGGUCAUGGGCCUUGCUUAUCUUGCAUCUGAAGAUGGAAUGCGCAUUCAGAAAAAGGCAUACGCCGAGAUUAUGAAAGUUUACCCCAGCAACGACGCCUGGGACAAAUGUCUGGUUGAAGAGAAGGUGCCCUAUAUCACUGCUUUGGUUAAGGAAAUUCUCCGCUUCUGGACUGUGAUUCCUAUCUGUCUUCCACGAAAGAGUAUCAAGGAUGUGACAUGGAAUGGCGUCACGAUUCCAGCCAAUACGACAUUUUUCAUGAAUGCCUGGGCAGCAGACUACGACUCAGACUACUUUAAAGACCCCGAAAAAUUCCUUCCUGAACGCUACCUCGACACCCCCGAGGCCAACCAAGGCACUCCUCACUACGGCUACGGAGCCGGAUCUCGCAUGUGCGCCGGAUCUCACCUUGCCAAUCGAGAAUUGUACACGGCUUUCAUUCGAAUCAUCACAGCAUUUACUGUUCAUCCUCCCAAGAACCCGGCUGAUUACCCCAUCUUGAAUGCCUUGGAAUGUAAUUCUAUACCGACGGCUCUAACCACGGAGCCGAAGCCGUUCAAGGUCGGGCUCAAGGCGCGUGAUCCGGUGUUAUUAGAGAAGUGGAUUGCGGAGAGUCAGGAGCGGACUAAAGAUCUUUGA